CUCGACCCCGCCUCCUGGCCUUUCGAUCCCAUCGCGCUCAUCACCGGCCCUCCGUCCCCUUCUUUUCUCGCGUCGUCCUCACCUCAGAGCCUUCUCCAGUUCCCCUUCCUGUCGCCUCCUUCUCCUCUCUGGCUUUUCGAAGACAGAGGUUUCGAUGCCUCGAAUUCGCUCCCCAGAUUCGUCUCCUGUAAUUCUGAUGCAACUAAUGGAAAUAUUAGCAGUGGAGCCAAUGAUAACACAAGGCAGCGUCAGUUGUCAUCAGAGGAAGAGAAUUCUAAUGGCUCAUGCAUGUUCAAGGAGAGGAUGUCACAGGCACUUCGAUACCUCAAAGACUCAACCAAUCAGCAUUUGCUGGUUCAGGUUUGGGCACCUGUGAAAAAUGGAAAUCGAUAUGUGCUCACAACCUCAGAGCAGCCCUUUGUUCUUGAUCCUCGUAGUGUUGGACUUCUUCACUAUCGGACAGUGUCCGUGACUUACAGGUUCUCGGUUGAUGGAGAUCAGGAUGGAGAUCUGGGACUCCCAGGCCGGGUCUUUAGGCAGAAAGUGCCAGAGUGGACACCUGAUGUUCAGUAUUAUAGCACGAAGGAGUAUCCACGGCUUAGUCAUGCUCUUCAUGAUAAUGUUCGGGGCACUUUGGCUCUGCCAGUUUUUGAACCUUGCGAUCAGUCUUGUAUUGGUGUGGUUGAACUCAUAAUGACAUCACCAAAGAUCAAUUAUGCUGGUGAGGUCGAUAAAGUCUGCAAAGCUCUUAAGGCAGUAAAUCUAAAAAGUUCUGAAAUUCUCAACCAUCCGAAUGUUCAGAUAUGCAAUGAGGGACGCCAAGCUGCUCUGGCUGAAAUAUUGAAAAUCCUCACCAUGGUCUGUGAAGCAUAUAAGUUGCCUUUGGCUCAGACAUGGGUUCCGUGCAGACAUCGUAGCAUUCUUGCACAUGGUGGUGGUUUGAAAAAGAAUUGCUCCAGCUUUGAUGGUACUUGCAUGGGACAAGUCUGCAUGUCAACAACUGAUGUGGCUUUUCAUGUCAUUGAUGCUCACAUGUGGGGAUUCAGGGAGGCAUGUGUGGAACAUCAUCUUCAAAAGGGACAAGGUGUCGCAGGCAGGGCAUUUGCAUCACGAAGGCCAUGUUUCUCUAAAGAUAUUACUCAGUUCUCCAAAAUUGAGUAUCCUCUAGUCCACUAUGCUCGAAUGUUUGGAUUGGCCUGCUGUUUUGCUCUAUGUUUACAGAGUACUCAGACCGGACAUGAUGAUUAUGUAUUAGAGUUCUUCUUGCCUCCUGACUGCGAGGAUGCUGGUGAACAACUGGCAUUGUUGCAGUCAAUGACAACCAUGAUGGAAAAAUGUUUUUGUAGCCUAAAAGUUAUCACUGAUGUAGAACUACAAGAAGGAUCGUCUCUUGAAGUUAUUGACAUGCUUGAAAUUGGGAGUCAAAAAUCAGAACCUAAACCAAUCUAUAUGCGAUGUUGUGAGAAUGGUCUUCAUACUUUCCCUGAAUGUAAUCUUGUUGAGGGCCUUAAUGGGAUGCAGAAAGAGAAAAAUGCAAUUCCUGAGUUGUCAGAGCAACAUUUUCUGACAGAUUCUAAUGAUGGAAAGAAUACAAAGAUUGUUGUUGAUUCAAGUGGUACAGGAACUCCUUGUUCUUCCUUGGUCAAUAAAAAAAAUAGGCCACUUGAAAGGAGACGGGGUAAAGCUGAGAAAACAAUCAGUCUAGAGGUUCUCCAACAGUAUUUUGCUGGGAGCCUGAAAGAUGCUGCCAAAAGCCUUGGAGUUUGUCCUACAACCAUGAAACGUAUCUGUAGGCACCAUGGAAUCUCUAGAUGGCCGUCUCGCAAGAUCAAUAAGGUCAACCGCUCUCUUUCCAAAUUGAAGGGAGUAAUAGAGUCUGUUCAUGGGUCAGGAGGAUUUGAUCUGACCUCGCUAACUGGUCCACUUCCUGUUGCUGUUGGUUCCAUCUCUUGGCCCAUCAAACUAGAUAACUCCAAACAGAGUGAGGGUGCCAAAGUUCUUGAUCCUCAUGGUAAAAGAGAUAAGGGAUCCCUGAUGCAUAAAUCAGUAGAAGAUGAGGAACAAUGCAAAAUGUUCAUAGCUCAACAGGAUUCUGUUCGUGACUGUGAUAUUCAGCUUGGACCGGGUAAGCCUUCCUAUUCUUCAAAAUCAGGAAGCUCUUCGGGCGAAGGGAGCAUGAAUCCCCCUACUUCUGAAGGUUCAUGUCAGGGAAGCCCGAUGAAUGAAACCCAUAUGGGUAAACCAUUUGCUUCUUCCAUCUUGCAAAUAGGAGAAAAUAUUAGUGAUCCAUUGGGAUUCCCUGAACAGACUGCUCAAGAUCUGAAUCGGCUUGCAGUUUGCUCAAUAUCUGAUGCUAUUGCAGUGGAGCCCCAACCUCCACUUGAUGGAAUUCUUAUUAAAGAUCCAGGUAACUCCAAUGAUUUGAAGGAUCUCUGUACUUCUACAAUGCAUGAUUGUCAUGAUGACAAUGCCUUAGGCCCUACCAGUGAUCCAGCAAAACCGAUGUCAAUACAAGAUUUGAGGACUGUGACUAUAAAGGCGAGUUACAAAGAAGAUAUUAUAAGGUUUCGUAUGCGAUGCACUGCUGGUAUCAUACCAUUGAGAAAUGAAAUAGCCAAGAGGCUGAAGCUGGAAAUUGGCACAUUUGAUAUCAAGUAUCUGGAUGAUGAUCAUGAGUGGGUGAUGCUGGCCUGUUAUGCUGACCUGCAAGAGUGCAUGGAAAUUUCAAGACUUUCAGGUGGUCGGGUGAUUAGGCUGUCAGUUAAUGACAUUCUUCCUAGCCCUGGAAGCUCAUGUGAGAGCUCAGGCGGAUAAGCAACAUAGCUUUCUUGCCCAACUUGUAAAAUGUGGAUUCUUGUUCUGUGAGCGUGCUCUAUAUUGUAUUGUACAAUAUUCAUGGGAUUAGGUAAGUCAGCUUCAUUUCAUUGUUUGAUGACUGCAUAUAGUUUAUAUAUGAUGAAAUGUAAUAUGUAUCAUUGCAUACGAUGGAAAUGAGCUGUUCUGCUGGUUUUUAUGAUAGCUA
This is a messenger RNA of Elaeis guineensis (African oil palm), 3022 nucleotides long. Its product is annotated as protein NLP3. Gene Ontology annotation, molecular function: DNA-binding transcription factor activity; protein binding. The record is from RefSeq and is a predicted model, not a curated record. Lineage: Eukaryota; Viridiplantae; Streptophyta; Magnoliopsida; Arecales; Arecaceae.